This is a messenger RNA of Saprolegnia parasitica CBS 223.65, 1407 nucleotides long. RefSeq lists its product as hypothetical. The transcript has 3 exons. The record is from RefSeq and is a predicted model, not a curated record. NCBI's taxonomy places the organism in Eukaryota, Oomycota, Saprolegniomycetes, Saprolegniales, Saprolegniaceae. The annotation marks the transcript as partial.
CAUGCAGCUCAUCGUCGCGCUCUCUGCGCUCCUCGCCAGCGCCGUCCAGGCUGCCACGUACCCUGCGUAUACGAUCCCGGCCGUGGACAUGGCCGCGCCGGCGGCGGCCGCCGAGACCAUCGAGGCGCUCCGGGCCACGGGCAUCGUGGCGUUCAAGAACAUUGACGGCUUCGAGGCCGCGCGCCUGGCCUACGUGGAGGCGGCGGCGCGCUGCGUGGCGACGCCGCAUGCGGACGUCAUGCGCAAGCUCAUGGUCGAUGGCACGACGCGGCGAACGCUUAGCACCAACGUGGACGUGAGCACGGUGCCGGCGAGCUUGCUCGCAUCGUGCCCCGAGUACGUCGCCGCGCUCGGGUCGUUCAACGCGGUCUUGAACACGGCGACGCUCACGUUUGCCAAGCUUCUCGAUGCGACCACGCAGACGUCGCUCGUUCAGGACAUUGUCGAGCAGGGCAAGCACCUCGAGCACUUCCACGCGUACACCAACCCGGCGUCGGCCGACGCUGCGGUCGACAACCAAGAGUUCUCGCUCGAAGCGCACACGGACCUCGGCGGCGGCCUCUUCACGUCGGCGCCCGUCUUCUUCAACGCGGAGCACCACGUGAUUGCCAACCCGGACCCGACGACGGGUCUCUACAUCCAGAUCCAGAACGAGUGGGUGCAGCCGAUCCUCAAGUCGGACGAGCUCGUCUUCAUGGCUGGCGAGGGCUGGUCGCAGUGGAUUGCGACCGACGACUUGGCGUUCCCGGCCGUCGUCCAUGCCAUGCGCAUGCCCCGUGAUGCGUCGUCCGACAUUGUCCGCGGCUUCCACGGGCGCAUGCUUCUCCUCUCGGACGAGAUGGUCAUGCGCAACAACCACUUGCGCUUCGCCGACUUCAACGCCCGCAACACGCGCUACCUCAAGGCGCCGCUUGCCGACGCCAAGUUUCCGACGCUCGCAUGUGCAUCGCGCCAGCUUGUCGCCUCCGACUCGAGCUGCACGCUGGGUAUCUGGGCGCCGGGCAAUGCGAGCGCGGCCUCGACGACCUCCGACAUGUGCAUGUUCCACUGCAAUGCGAUCGGCAUGCCGGAAGAUACGCAAACGUGCAAGGACCUUGGCUGCGUCAAGGCCUCCGACGUGCCCAACGGCGGCACCGAAUGCUGGAUGAUUUGCGUGCAAAAGUACUCGGACGCCGAGUGCCCGGCGCCCAAGGCGCAGACGUGCAAGGACCAAAAGCUCGCGUGCGACAAGGUCGUCUUGACCAAGGCGCCCAUGACCAACGCGACGACGACGGCGCCGACGAUUACGACUGCGACGCCCAAGGCCACGUCCGGCGCUACCUCGGUCCUCUUGUCGAUGGCGACCCUUGUCCUUGCGGUCGCCGCCAUCUAACGCGUCAACCAAUCGAGUUCGUUUUGCCUAUGGAA